This is a messenger RNA of Rhodofomes roseus, 2090 nucleotides long. RefSeq lists its product as uncharacterized. The transcript is spliced from 2 exons. Gene Ontology annotation, molecular function: sequence-specific DNA binding; zinc ion binding. The coding region runs from base 79 to 1677 and encodes 532 amino acids. Gene Ontology annotation, biological process: regulation of DNA-templated transcription. The record is from RefSeq and is a predicted model, not a curated record. Lineage: Eukaryota; Fungi; Basidiomycota; Agaricomycetes; Polyporales; Fomitopsidaceae.
CCGUACACCUGCCCCUUUGCGGACACGCGCUGCUGCUUCCCUCCAGGCAACGUGUUGCUCACCCCCGCCGCCCCGCCCAUGGAACCCCUACUCUUCGACUGCACCUCCUACUCAGACGCGUCCACCCCCCGCACGCCCUCCCCCCGCACCGACGACAUGCAUCCCCCCUUCCAGUCGCCACCCAGCUACAAGUCCUCCCUAGACCUCGCCGCGCCGCGCUACAUCUUCGACCCCACCCACGACGAGAACGGCAUCGCUCCCGAGUCCCACACGCUCGAGGCCGCCCACUUGUGGUCUGCGCCUUAUCCUGGGUCCUACCAUCCGCCCGGCUCGCGGGGCUCCCUUCUGGACGAGCUGUACGAGCCUGACAUGCCCGAGCACCACCAGCACCACAUCCCGCACGAGCAGUACGUCGACCACCGCCUCCGCCAGCAGUCGCAUCACGCCCACUGGUCCGGCUUGCCCCAGUCUGCGCACAUCGACGCGCCACUCGGGCAUGGUAUGCGCCACGCGCACGACAUCGCCAUGCAGCGCCGCAACACCUUCCCCUACGUCCGGCAGGACCGCGCCGAGAUGAUGUACACCCCGCCACCGCCGUUCAUGGGCAGCGACCACGACUCCAUGUCCGGCAGCCCGUACGGCUCGCGUCCGAGCACGGUCUACAGCGAGCCGCUCUCCAUGGACAACUCGCCACACCUCGCCAUGUGCGAGCCGCUCCCGCACUCGAUGGACGAGCCCUUCGCGCACACCGUCCCUUCGCCGCACCCGCCGUAUCAUGACUUCCACCACUUGGACGGAAUUAAGACGGAGGACCCUACGCCCGUGAUCGUCCCUUCGCAGACCGCCUACCGGCCAGGGUCAGGUGGGAUGCACCCGCUACCCUGCCUCGUGCCGCACAACGGGCUCUUGGUCCAGCACACGGACGACGCCGCGUCGAAGGAGACGCAGUAUCUCCGGCGGCGGUGUUUCAACUGCCACACCACGGAGCCCCCCAGCUGGCGGCGGUCAACCCUCAACCCGGGGAAGAUCGUCUGCAACAAGUGCGGUCUUUACGAGCGGACACACUUGCGGCCACGCCCGCUGCGCUUCGACGAGCUCCGCGCCGGCAGCAAGACGCGAAAAGCGCCGAAGGCCGUUGGCGGGAGCCCGAAGGGGGGGAAGAUGUCAGCUAUGAUUAAGAAGGAGCCGCGCGAGGGCGAGAUGGACGGCGGCGUUAUGACGAUGCCGCGGCGGUCGUCCGUGUCUUCCUCAGCUGGUUCGUCCGUUGGCGCGUCGAGCGACUGGGACGACAACGUCUCCGGCUACUCCUCAGGAUCUGCACCUUCGUCGUCGAUGGGUUCUCCCGCCGCUCAGCCGUUCCCCAUGCGCGACUCCAACUCACAGUCCCCGCCAUUGGUUGGCAGGGACGGUGGCAUUCGGCUGCCUAAUGCGCCGCUCAACGACAUCGCUUCCCUCCAGCCUGCCUCUCAGCAGCCCAACCCGCGUAAGGCUGCGACAGCGCCGAUGUACUUCCCCGGCAACCAGCCGCAAGGCGACUACUAUCGGCGCGGCUCGCUUCCAACGCCGCACGACAUGCAGCAGCGGCCAGUAGACGUCACGAUCCCCGAAGUUACCGGUUGGCAGCCGGUGCCCGUGGACAUGUCGCCGAAGGACAAGGCGCGCAAGGCUGUGUGCUGACCGCAUUGCAUUAUUCUUUAUUGGACACUUAGAGACACCGUCCUGCGCCGCUGCCGUAUCUAUUCGUCACCCCCGUUGUCCCCUCGCCGCCCCGCCUCCGCCCCCCGCUGUACAUCUUUUCCGCGGGCGAGACCGAUACCUUCAAAACGGCCAUACCCUACGCGCACGCACACGAGCCUCGUGUGUGGGACGUCACCACGAAGAAGCAAGGCCAAAAGACUGGUGCUGCCAUGUACUGACCACCCUCCAUUACGCCUACGGCGCUCAUUGUAUCAUUCACCCCGCAUUGCAUCGUUGUGUUCCACUCUCAUCCGGUUCUUGGAGUCAUCGUCGGCUUUGUGUUUUCCUAUUUUUUGUUACUUAUUGGUACGGAUCUAUCUCCGCUCGCGUCUCCUGCGUAUGCUCUCGGUGCC